This is a messenger RNA of Plasmodium malariae, 1389 nucleotides long. RefSeq names its product conserved Plasmodium protein, unknown function. The record is from RefSeq and is a predicted model, not a curated record. The transcript is spliced from 4 exons. NCBI's taxonomy places the organism in Eukaryota, Apicomplexa, Aconoidasida, Haemosporida, Plasmodiidae. Gene Ontology annotation, molecular function: mRNA binding. The coding region runs from base 1 to 1389 and encodes 462 amino acids. Gene Ontology annotation, cellular component: endoplasmic reticulum; nuclear outer membrane-endoplasmic reticulum membrane network; ribonucleoprotein complex. Gene Ontology annotation, biological process: intracellular mRNA localization.
AUGACGGAAGCAGAAAAAAUAAAAGUAGAGAAACCCGAUUUCGAUGCCUAUAAUGAAAAGCUGGGGAAUAUAUCGGAGUCCAUCGAUGAAAUUAAAAAGAAAAUUGAUAACUUGCAGAAGGAAAUAAAAGUCGCUAGCAAAGGAAGAGAGGAGUACAACAAAAAGAAAAAGGACAUAGUAUCAAGAAUAGAUUCUUUUCAACAUGAAAUUGAUAAAUUAGAAAAUGAAAGAAGAAAUAUUUUAGACGAUAUUGAAAAAAGACAAAAACAUAAAAGGGAGUUAAGAGUAAAUGCACAGAAUUUAAAAAAACAAGUUGGAUUUGAGAAUGAACAAGAUAUUGAAAAAAAAGUCAGAGAAAUAGAAAAUAAAUUAAUGACUUCAACUAUAUCAAUAAAAGAAGAAAAAUUAUUAAUCAAUCAAAUCCUAACCCUCAAUAAGAACAAGCCACUCCUCUCUUCCUACAGCAAAAUUGAAAACGCAGCCAGUAAGUACGACGACGAGGAGAUAGUUCCCUUGAAGAGCAGAAUGGAUGCUAUCAGGGAGCAGAUUAACAAAUUGAGAAAUGAAAAGAAAAACGAAAGAAAUAAAUUAAAAGAAUUGCAAAAUAGUUAUCAAGAGAAAAAUAACAAGCUAAAUGAACUUAAUAAUUUACGUGGUAAUUAUUCAAAAAAAAUGAAUCAUUAUUUUAUGGAAAGACGUAAUAUAACAGUAGAGAUGGAGGAAAAGAAACAACAAUAUAGGAGUUAUAAAUUAAAUUUAUUACAACAGAAACAACAAAAGAUGAAAGAAGAUAGAGAAAGAAAAAAUCUUGAAUUGGAAAAACAAUCAUUAGAGAAAGACUUAGAGGAUAUUGAUUUAUUGCCAUAUAGAGAAGAAUUAGCAUUAAUAGAAAAUAUGCUAGCUUAUUUGAAAAAAAUACAAGAUGAAGCUAAAUUGGAUGAGGCAAAAAAACAGCAAAAUGGUCCAUCAAAUAAAAAAGUUAAUGGAAAUGUUCAAGUUUCCGAGGAUAAUAAUAAACAAGACAGUAACACAGAUGUGAAGGAAAAAAACGAAAAAAACGAGAAAAACGAAAAAAACGAAAAAAACGAAAAUAAGAAAACAAAAAAUAAAAAGGAUAAACAAAAAAUAUUUAAACUAGACAUGAACAUUCUUUGUUAUUUUGUAACAGCCGGGAUAGACCCGCCUGUGAGUUUUGAUGAAGUAGAUUCGUGUAUACAAAAGUUACAUGAAAAGAAAGCUAUGUACGAGCAGAAGCGCGAUGAGAGUGUCAAGAACGUGGAAAACAAAAGGGCUGAUUUGGCGGGAAAGUUAAAGGAAAUUGAAGAGAAGCUCUCCUCAUACAAACAAAAUGAGUCAAAGGUCAUGAAGGCAAACAAGGCCAAGGCUUAA